CAUCACCAACCUCCACCCUCAGCAAUCUCGCACCCAGCAAAAGGAAACUCGAGCUGCAGACUCUGGACACACUUUCUAAGCUACCCACUUCCCACCCCUCCGCAUAUUCUUCACCAACUGGGGAGUUUCUGACAUUCGCUCACUCACAGACUGCAUUCCACACCGCCAAAGCUGUGAGAAUAUUACUACUUCGACAUACUUUGCGCAAACUCUAUCCACCGACAUUCUUGCGACCAGACCAGUCGCUCGCUCAAGGGACGAGUGCGUUCCGUCGCACGUUUUCCCCGGCCCUUUGGGGGCGCAGGGACGUGAAGGCAUACGUUCCAAGAGCACGUUGAGAGAAAAACACAUUCACAAUGGCGGGCCUCAAGUUCGCUGUUAGCAUGCAGCGGUUAAUACCAUUUUUGGGGUUUCACCAUGUUCUCAUGAUCCUGAUAGCCGUUGCUAUUAUCCUACUAUCACUACUACUCGCAGGAUGCUCGUCCACAUCACCGCUCAUUCCAGGCAUUUUCCUCAUCUCCAUGUGGUACGAAAAAUACACGCCUACCUACUCAAUCGACCAAGUCGACCCUGGCGUCACACAAGCCAUUGCCAACAUCGUCGGUAAUGCGCAGCUCGGCGUCCGCGUAGGCUACUUCGGCAUUUGCAUCAACCGAGAUGGCGGUGGCUACAUUUGCUCCAACAACGCAACAGCGCUCGUGGACAACGUCUCCGUUGAUCAGGACCCGCUCAACCUCGUCUGGGUCGCCGCUACCUUCAAGGAUGCCGUCGUCUUCCCCUACCUUCUCAUUGUCGCCAUCAUCCUCGCUUUCUUCACCUUCAUCCUGCUCGCAACGUUUCCAGGGUGGCACGAAGAGCGAGACGAGCACACAGGCUCCGACGUCGAUGUCAAGCCUUUCCCCUCAAGACCCGUUUCGCAAGUCGCGCUCGCACUCAUCUUCAUCUCGUCCAUCUUCGUCCUCGUCUCCGUGCUAUGGCAACAUACAGCCUCAGUCGCAGCAGCAACAAUCGCUCAAGAUCUAGGGAACGGGAGUGUCAAAUCCGGUGUAGGCACGUCAGCAAUGGUACUCGGUUGGUUCGGAUUUGUACUGCUCAUAAUAGUAACCAUCGGGUUACUUGUCAUGAUCCUGAGCAUCAUCGUCCUGGACCGCCUGACCGACGACUAAGAGCAACCCGGUACUGAUUCGAAUUGCAUGGAUUUUAAUAAAAAGACCAGGUGGUAAUGUGGGUGUAUUGUAUAUUUGCGCCCAGCGUCCCUUGGCUGGUUUUGUUUUGUUCUGUUCGCUACGGCACGAUUUGUUACAUACCCACCUUUUGACGACGCAACUGCAGCCUGCUGCAAGGGACGACGUUUUUGGCAUAUUCGGCGUUGGGGGGCUCUUCUUGCAUUUGGAUGAAUUGAUCCGCGACCAUGGGUGGAGGAUUGCACACGUGCAUGAGCAGAAGAACGCGAUGAUGAGCAUGCAACGUAUUGAUGGAUAGGAUUUAUGUAACCAACGACAGAAUGAGAGAAGAAUUGUUG
Molecule: messenger RNA, 1522 nt
Organism: Dothidotthia symphoricarpi CBS 119687
Lineage: Eukaryota; Fungi; Ascomycota; Dothideomycetes; Pleosporales; Dothidotthiaceae
Product: membrane fusion mating protein FIG1
Exons: 3
Coding region: 357-1166 (269 amino acids)
Biological process (GO): conjugation with cellular fusion
Cellular component (GO): membrane; mating projection tip
Source: RefSeq, a predicted model, not a curated record